Messenger RNA from Oryctolagus cuniculus (rabbit), 819 nucleotides. NCBI's taxonomy places the organism in Eukaryota, Metazoa, Chordata, Mammalia, Lagomorpha, Leporidae. The record is from RefSeq and is a predicted model, not a curated record.
AGCUGCACACACAAAGGUUGGGAAGGGUCAGACAUCAUCUGGGCACUGCUGGGUACAGGAAAGAAAUGGGGAAGGGAACAGUUAUUCAGUUGGUAGGAUCCACACUAGUAUCCGCAGUACUGGGACUGGUGGAUUCAUGCGGUAGCUGGUCCUCCCUUCCCCUCGUCCCUGUCCCCUGAGGUUGCCCCGCUGCCACACUACCCCAUCCCCAGCUGACCAUGGCAUCAGAGGCAGAGAAAACAUUCCAGCGGUUUGCUGUCUUCGGAGACUCGUCCAGCAGUGGCACUGAAAUGAACAACAAGAACUUCGCCAAGCUCUGCAAAGACUGUGGCAUCAUGGACGGCAAGGCAGUGACCUCCACGGAUGUGGACAUCGUGUUCAGCAAAGUCAAAGCCAAGAAUGCCCGAACCAUCACAUUUUCACAGUUCCAAGAGGCAAUGAAAGAACUGGGCCAGAAGCGGUUCAAGGGGAAAAACCCAGACGAAGCCCUGGAGAACAUUCAUAAGCUCAUGGAGGGCAAGGAUCCGGCCACCACUGGAGUGACCAAAGCAACCACGGUGGGUGGAGUAGAUCGUCUGACAGACACCAGCAAGUACACCGGCACCCACAAGGAGCGCUUUGAUGAGAGUGGCAAGGGCAAGGGCAUUGCAGGACGCGAAGAGACAACUGACAACUCAGGCUAUGUGAGUGGCUACAAGGGUGCUGGCACCUAUGAUAAGAAGAAGUGAAGACAAGCCUCGUCCUAGCCUGCCAGCCCCCUGACCCUGCAUCUUUAACACCAGGGAGCAUGGGAGACAAUAAACAUCUGUGUGUGCAUCA